AUGAUUGAUUCAGAUGAGGAUAAACUUUUUGAAGAUAAUGAGAAUGAUAAUUAUGAGAAUAAAAAAAAUGUGAAUAUGGUUUUAAAGAAUGAAGAGGAAAUUGAUCCAUUAGAUGAAUUUAUGGUAGAAAUAAAUAAAGUUAUUGAAGAAGAAAAAAAAAAAGUAGAAUUAAAAGAAAAAAUUAAUAGUAAUUGUGAAGGGGAAUAUAAAAAAAAUAACAAUGAGAAAUAUUUAAGUGAAAAUAACAAAAAAAUUACAUACUUUAAUUCAACAAAUAAUAAUGAAAAUAAUGACGAUGAUAAUAGUUUAGAUGAUAAUGAUGCAACAGCAGAUAUAUAUGAAUUCAUUGAAAAAAAGAAAAAUGAAGAAAGAAAUGAUAAUGAUAAUGUAAAUGACAAUGAAAAUAAAUAUAAUGAUGAUUUUUAUUUUCUUCACUUUGAAAAAAAUAAUAACAAGGAAGAAGAAAAAAUUAUAGAUAACUUAAACUAUGAUGAAGUUGAAUUGGAAGAUUUUAGUAAAGACAUCUUUAUUACUGAUGAAAAAAUAAGUAAUUUUACCUUAGAAGAAAGUGUUGAAUAUAAAAAAAAAAAUAAUAUUAUAACUAUUGGUUUUAAUGUACCAAAGCCAAUAUUUUCGUUUUUACAGUUAAAAAAUCUAAUAGAUAAAGAAAUAUUAGAAAAUAUUUAUAAUAAAUCAAUAAGUAUUUUAUCACCAGUUCAAAGUAUAGUCAUACCAAUUUUUUUAAGUGGUAGAGAUUUUAUAGCAAAAAGUAGAACCGGAUCAGGAAAAACUCUAUCUUAUGUUAUCUCUUUAAUUAUUCACUUGUUAAACCAUAAAAAAAAAGAACAAAAAAAUAAUGAAGGAAGUGUAAAAAAAAGAAAAAAUUAUAUAUAUCCACACGCAUUAAUAUUAACACCUACGAGAGAAUUAUGUGUACAAAUUUUUGAUGAAAUGAACAAGAUAUCUAUGAAUAGAUUAAAAUCAUGCAUGUUAUUUAAUGGAAUUAAUUAUAAAAAAGCAUACGAUGAUAUUCAAAAAGGGAUAGAUAUUAUUAUAGCAAAUGUCAAAACAUUAAUUAAUUUUGUAAAUAAAAAAUAUCUUUCUUUGAUAAACAUUAAGUAUGUCAUUUUAGAUGAAUUUGAUAAAUUAUUUUCAAAACAAUUCAUCCAUUCAGUUAUAUCUAUUUUGAAAAAUAUUAGAAAUGAUGCUUUGAAAGGUUUAUUUUCAUCGACAUUUUCGGAUAAUAUGAUUGAAGUGAUUAGGCCCUUUCUUAAUAAAAAAUUUAUUAUAACCAAAAUAGGUGAUAAUAAUUCUCUAAUAGAUGAAAAGUUUUAUAUUGUUGAUGAAAAUCUUAAAUAUGAAUACUUGUUAACGAAUAUAGAAAAGUGUUUAAGUACAGGACAAGGAUUUAUUUUUUGUAAUAGCAAAAAAAAUGUUAUUAAAUUAUAUGAAAAGUUGAAAAAAGAAUUUUCUUUAAAAAAUAUCUCAUUUGAUUAUAUUCAUGGUGACAUUGAUCAAACAGAGAGAAUAUAUAAAUUUGAAAGUUUAAAAAAAAAAAAAACACAAAUUUUAAUUAGUACUGAUUUAAUGUCUAGAGGAAUUGAUAUAGUCGAUUUAAACUUUGUAAUUAAUUUUGAUUGUCCUCAUGAUAUUUUUAUUUAUAUUCAUAGGAUAGGUAGAUGUUCCAGAGUAAAUAACAAAGGACAGGCAAUUACAUUUAUAUUACCUUCGGAAAAAAAAAUUGCUUUUCUUAUUUAUAAUCAUUUGAAAACAAAAAAUGCAAUUAUAGAUGAGGAAUUAGAAAAUUUUAUAUUGAAAAAUAAUUUGAAUAAUAAUUAUGAAAUGAAAAAUUUAAAAAGGAAAAUUAAUAAUACAUUUUUGAAUUUUCAAUUCAAAAAAAUGGUUUCUACUGAGAAUAAACCAAACUCAAAUGAACUUACAUUUAAAAAAGUAACAUUACCAAGAAAUGAAAGCUCUUUGCCAAAAAAUUUAAAAGUAAUUACACCAAAUGAUGUUUUAACAUCUUCUGAUGACGAAAACUAA
This is a messenger RNA of Plasmodium gallinaceum, 2043 nucleotides long. RefSeq names its product ATP-dependent RNA helicase, putative. Gene Ontology annotation, biological process: maturation of SSU-rRNA. The record is from RefSeq and is a predicted model, not a curated record. The transcript is spliced from 2 exons. Bases 1 to 2043 code for a protein of 680 amino acids. Gene Ontology annotation, cellular component: 90S preribosome. Gene Ontology annotation, molecular function: nucleic acid binding; ATP binding. Lineage: Eukaryota; Apicomplexa; Aconoidasida; Haemosporida; Plasmodiidae.